Anneissia japonica is the source of this 3425-nucleotide messenger RNA. Its product is annotated as ADP-ribose glycohydrolase MACROD2-like. Gene Ontology annotation, biological process: peptidyl-glutamate ADP-deribosylation; purine nucleoside metabolic process; DNA damage response. The transcript is spliced from 8 exons. Gene Ontology annotation, molecular function: ADP-ribosylglutamate-[protein] hydrolase activity. Gene Ontology annotation, cellular component: nucleoplasm. The record is from RefSeq and is a predicted model, not a curated record. Lineage: Eukaryota; Metazoa; Echinodermata; Crinoidea; Comatulida; Comatulidae. The coding region runs from base 183 to 2402 and encodes 739 amino acids.
UAACGGCAAAUAUGUAAUCUUUUCAAUCACUAGACUUUGCCCUUUCAUAUUCAAUAAACAAAUUAAUUCCAAACACUUGGAUAGCGUCAGUACUUGGUCAGUACAAAAACUACCACUAUUACACCUCGAUGUGAAAAGAUUAGUUUUUUGUUUCAGUGGACCCAUAUGAUUACAAUACUGAAAUGUCGUAUUAUACAACCUCAAGUCCAAGCAGGGAUCGUAUGAACGCGACCAUCAGCAGUCAGAAAUCAUAUACAUCAUAUUCAUCGCUUCCAAGGAGAACGGGAGGCGCAAGGGGCGGCGGUAGGAUCCAACGAUAUGGAACGCCCGAGUCUCCAGCAGUACGAGGGCUUAUGUCACAGUCUGCAAAAUUUGCUGGAGAAUAUGGAAAGUAUGGAUUUCAAGAUGGAUUGGAAAUUUAUGUUUUUGAACACUUUCUUAAAAUGUCAUUGGAUGAUAAACGACAAAGGAAGAAGCACAAGACAUUUGUCGAGUUGGAUGAAAUGAUACCCUGGUCGGAAUAUGCUCUGAAAGAGAAGAUACCCAAGGCAGAUGAAAUUUACUUCAGGCCUAAUCCUAAGCUAAAUGCAAAAAUAUGCCUAUGGGAAGGGGACAUAACGAGUCUUUGCGCCGAUGCCAUUGUCAAUCCGACUAACGGGACAUUGAUGAGUGGGUCAGGAUUAAAUGGAGAAAUUCAUUCACGAGCUGGACCACUAUUGCGAGAAGAAUGCAGAGAAUAUCCUAUUCUGCCUGGGAAGAGGAUGAUUCGACUCGAGACAGGAUACGCCAUAGUUACAUGUGGUUAUUGGCUUCCAGCAAAAUAUGUUAUUCACACAGUCGGUCCAACAGUCAACGACACUGUGAGAGAAAUCCAUGAAAAUUUGUUGAGCAGCUGCUACCAUGAAUGUCUUGAUGCAGUGAAAACACACAACGAACGUUACCAAAAGAUCCACAACUCCAGACAGGACGAACUCGAAGAGGUCGAAAAGAACAAAAAAACUUUAGAGAAACUCGGCUUGGAAAGUACUGAAGUUGACGGUGAAACUAUACCGGUAGAGGUCGAGUAUUCCGACAUUUCCCAGGGCAACGUAUUUCUGAAGCCUCCAAUAAAGUCAAUAGCGUUUCCUUGUAUAUCUACGGGCAUUUAUGGAUACCCUUCGGAGAAGGCUGCGGAUGUUGCAUUGAUGACGAUACGCAAGUGGAUAGACAAUCCACAUAACUACAAUGCGGUUGAAAAUUUGGAUAUGAUAAUAUUUUGCGUGAUGUUAAAUAAUGACCUGCGGAUAUACAAUGAUCUCAUUCCGAAGUACUUUCCUAUAUAUGAUGGAAAAAUAAGGAAAACCAGUCAUAUUUCCAGCCCAGCGAGGACCAAGGCAAGAGUAGCACCCGUCAUGGAGAGAAAAACUAAUACAAAUCCUACAACAGAGAUGUCUCAGAAAAUCCAGCAAACAAAAAUCACCACUUUUAGUAGCAGUCCUGAAGCCCCGAUGACUAAGAGAGUGAUGCCCUCUAUAGCCAACCGAGAUAAUAAUCGAAUACCUCAUAAUGAUCAUCUGGCAGGGGAAGUACCGUCUAAUCAAGAAAAGGGAGGAAAAUCACAUGAACACACUGAUGUAAUUAUCGUGAGGAGCACAUCCUCUCAACAACAAUCAACCCCGCCACAAGAUUCAAAGCAAAUACAUGUAAACCAAGGGAGCUACACGAUACAACAAGUGACACCGCCAACCCACAGUCACUCUGUCAAUGAGCCCCGUUCGAUAUCAUUUAAACCAAUUUCUCCAAAACCUACACAGCACAAUGCUAAAAAAGCUAAGAACGAAAAGAAGAAGGAAGACCAAUUUGCAAAGAAAGAGGCAAAAAUGUUGAAGAAACAACAAGAAAAAUCGGCAAAGAGAGAAAACAAAAAAGCUAAAAAGAUGCAACAAUUAGUAGAUGACUUCGCUCCAAUGGAUAUUGAAUUCGAUGACGACCUUUUACUGGCGCCCACUCCCGUUAAAAAUGUACCUGUUUUACCACCAGUCGUCCAGAAAGUUUCACACUCACCCGUACAAAGAGUAGUUGCCCCGUCUCCCGUUCAUAGGUUACCCACCCCUUCCUCCGGUCAACAUGAGCGAGGGAAACUUCUAACAGAAGGCCGCACUGACUUUGGUAAAAAUGUACAAACACCACAAAUUCUGACACCAACGAGGGAUUCAAUUGAUUCAGAUAUGGACUAUGACGAUGACGAAAAUGACGAUGACAUGCCGCCCCCACCAGUAAGCUUCGAUGAUGACGAAGUGUUCGGCGAAGACAGUUUCCCACCUCCACCACCACAUAGCCUUCCACCUCCAUUAAGUGACGAGGAAACGGAUAGCACACCCGUGCAGGUUCCACCAAUGUCGGUUGUGACAACAAUUUAUUAGUUAAGUUUUUUUUUUAAGAACACAUGAAAAUACUGUACUUCCAAUAGGAUCAACAACUAACGAAAUCUUUAAUGUUUUAAUAGGCAUCCAGUACAUGACAGAAGAAGUGUACAGUAAUUAUAAAUAUUAAGCCUACGAUUAAUUGUGACAAUCACGAAUAUCCGCAAAGGAUUAUAUUUUUGUUUUGCACAAACACUUUUGGCGAUGCCCCUUGCCAAGAGGAGAAAUAUGUCAAGUUGGUAUAAAAACAAAAAUUUACUUACAAAAAAUUAACUGGAUUAACCAAAAGAAAAAUUCCAAAAUAUUCUAUUGAAUCCAGAAUGAAUUUAUUUCCGCUGAAAUAUAUCGCUAUUUUGAUUAUUUGGCUAAUUAUCAUUUUCAAAAAUAAUACUGCAUUCCGAAAAAAAUAAAUAAAAUAAAAUCACUUCCCUUAUUAAUAUUCUCGCAUGUUAGCAUACCAUUGUAUAUUGUAUAUAGGCUUAUCAUGUAAGACUUCAAAAUAUGUUAUUAUUUACAAUACUGACGUCAUUUUGAAAGAGAAAUAAUAAAACAAGAUUGUAGGCCUAAAAUUUUAUGAAGCUACAGUACUCGCAAUGACGUAUUUACUCUAUGGAUUAAAUGAGGGGGAAAGCAAAUGGAACCCGGUCAUUAAAUAUUAUGCUUAAAUAGGCAAUUACCCAUUAAAACCAACUCAACUACGAUAGGUAGUUAUAGUUUCAGAAGUACGAAUCAGGUUAUCGGCCUAACUCUUGAAUAGAAAUAAAAUAAUGUUAUGUGAAAUUGGUGUAGGCAGAAUAACAUUCUCCUGAAGCGACGAGUUAUUUUUCUUUCAUGAAAUUAACAUUCUUGGAACCAUAAUUUAGUAUUUUCUCGACGGCACUGCAUGAAAAUGUUACAGUAAAAUAUUUGGCACUAAGUCGCAAAAUGACUGCCAACCGCUCCUCUAUCAGUAACUCCGACACCAAUCUAGUAUUUCUGAAUUAAUAAAAAAAAAAAUAUGCCUAGUACAAAUUGACUACUGUA